AUGACUUCAAUAAUUUCUACCAAACCAACAAGAAAAUCACAAUCAAGUCGUAAGGGAAAGAAAGCUUGGAGAAAAAAUGUUAAUAUUACGGACUUAGAAAAAACAUUAGAAGGAAUAAGGGCUGAAGAAAGAACAUUUGGACGGAGAAUUUAUGAUUUACCAGACGAAAAAAUCUUCACAAUUGAUACAACGGGUGACAUUAAUA
Messenger RNA from Funneliformis caledonium, 205 nucleotides. The record is from the annotation of a GenBank genome assembly. NCBI's taxonomy places the organism in Eukaryota, Fungi, Glomeromycota, Glomeromycetes, Glomerales, Glomeraceae.